This is a messenger RNA of Funneliformis geosporum, 330 nucleotides long. The record is from the annotation of a GenBank genome assembly. NCBI's taxonomy places the organism in Eukaryota, Fungi, Glomeromycota, Glomeromycetes, Glomerales, Glomeraceae.
AUGAGAUCUACUCCCCAGCGUAUCACUGUUAAUGAUUUUGUCCUGGGUUCGACUCCCAGCAAUGGCUAUCUUUGGUCGCCCCGGCCUGGAGCACCAAGGGCCCUCACUCCUUGGUCCUCCCCAUGGAUAGAUAACGCACCAGGGAUCUCCACUGGUCUUCCAAGACAUGCAAACAAUGGCCAUUUUAUUCGAAUCCUUCCUUUGCCAACUUUUUUACUUCGUCAAGCUGGAAGAGACAUUCAGGAACUUAUCCAAUUGGAUCUCACUUCUGAGGUUGCUACUAUGCUUUUAAAUAAAGAGCACCUCACUAAGGAGGGUUUACCAAAAUAG